AAACACAGACAAGAAGUACAGCAACUUGUUAAGUGAGCUUUCAUAUUUAUUAUGCAAAAUAAGGAAAUGACCGUCAAGCAUUGUUACAUGAUACACAUAUUUCAGGUUUACGUGGGCCGAGCAUGAGGACAUACAAAUGCAUUUGUGUUUGCAAAGAAGUCAUCCACAGUCACAAAGAACUGUUCUUGAUGUUUGUUUGUAUUUCAGCCCCCCAGUGAGAGGUUAUUUAGUAGAUUAGAGGAAGAGGCGGAGCUUAGAUUUCAAUCUAACGCAGACAGGAUGUGGGCAUCUCAUUUCCUCUUCUCAGCGAGGACGAGCGGAGGAGAACUCGGCGACGCUCACUUUGUGCUCAUGUCUGUUAAACUUCUGGCGGACGUAUUGAUCUCAGGGGUCACUCCUCGUGUGCGGGGUGGAAGUGUUAAUGGAUAACUGGAGGAGACACUUCAAACGCAUCUUCAUCUGCAUCUGCAUGGGAGCAGUGACAUGUUUCCUCAUAUAUUUCUACCUUGAUGGGAGGUUGGGCAGGACAGUAUCAACACAGCCAUUGGCAGCAGGAGGAGCAGGAGGAGCAGGAGCAGAACCACAAUGGGAGGAUCCCGGGCCGUACCACGUGGCCUAUCCACGAAACUACAAAUUCAUCAUGGACGACACGCCGACCUGUAAGGACACGACUCCUUUCCUGGUCCUGAUUGUUCCGGUUGCGCCCAAUAAUGUGGCGGCUCGGGACGCCAUCCGGAAGACGUGGGGUGGUGAGAAACUGGUUCUGGAUCGGCAGGUGGAGACUCUCUUCAUGCUGGGCCUGCCUGGAGGAGCCGAUGCGGAGCAGCAGCAGGAGAAGCUCCGACAGGAGAACCUGCAGCACCACGACCUGAUCCAGAGCAACUUCCAGGACAGCUACCGCAAUCUGACCAUCAAGACUAUGAUGAUGCUGGAGUGGGUAAACGCGCACUGCGUCAACGCGUCCUACGUCAUGAAGAUCGACUCAGACAUAAUACUCCAUGUCCAGAAUUUGGUUAAACUGCUGCUUGAUCCCAGCACAGCCAAACAAAACUACAUGACCGGUCUGGUGUGGUGGCACAGCCCGGUUUUACGAAACCCAUUCAACAAGUUCUACAUGCCGAGAGAUGUGAUUGCUGAGCCGGAGUACCCUCCGUAUCCUCUGGGCAUGUGUUACAUCAUGUCCUUGGACCUGCCCGGGAAGAUCCUGGGAGUCUCUCCGCAGAUUAAGCCUCUGUACAUUGAAGACGUCUACCUGGGUUUGUGCCUGAAACGCCUGGGCAUCUCCCCCACCGACCCUCCCGCGGACACCAUGUUCAUCGUCGACCCCCAGCAUCCUCUGAGCGGCUGCAGCCUCUCAAAGGUGAUCGCCGCGACGACCACGAGCAUCGAGCAGAUGAUGAGUUACUGGCAGAGGAGCAAAGAGCCCGAGGCUAAAUGCUGAACUUCAUCAGGCUUAUUAGACUAUAUUACCACCUGAUGGUGGUAGAAGAAGUUACACUAUGGAACUACUAAUAUUUAAGGUAAAUUAAAAUGGAUCACAAACAGUAUGUACAUUUUACAGGUGUUACAGUUGUGGGGAUUUGAACCCCAAACCAUCUUUUCUGUGAAAUACGCCUUUCAGCCAGCCGAGCUUUUAGGCCGUCCUGAGCUGCAUCAGCUCUCGCAGAGAUUUUAAUAUCUGAUGGAGUGUAAAUGACAGCAGACUGAUUCUCUACAUCAUCACAUAAUAAACAUUUGGAAACGCAUAACUUUACCUCUCAGGUUAUUCCACUUGGUUUAUAUCAUUGCAGAGACAUGCAGAUGAUUUCUGUAUUUCUCAGAUUAGCAGCUGCCAACAUGGAACAAAGCACGAGUAUAUUCAUUAAUUUACUGUAUAACGGAGGCGUGAAAAUCGAUAGAAAUUCGGGCCAGCCGGACAGGAUCAUCUUUGUUUUCCAUGGAGAUUUGGUGACAGAUUUGGUGGCAGGUGGCAGACGACAUAUCAGGGUGUAACUGAGGUUUAUAGGAACUAAUCUGAACGUGCUUCAUAAGCACAUUCUUACUUAAAGCAAAUCUGUGGCAGCUUUUUCUUUCUUAAUUAAUUUAACUCUAUCUUACUCUUGUCUGCAGGUGAUGAUUGUUAUCUGUGUCACACUGUGAUGGUGUAUUUAUGUAUUUUGCUCUCACGUCUCUGUUCAAGGAGAUCUUUUUGAUUUAAAUGAAGAUUUUAAAUGAAGUUCAACUAAACGUGGUGGUGGUGUCGCCUAACUCAAUUUUAUAUAUAU
This is a messenger RNA of Acanthopagrus latus (yellowfin seabream), 2264 nucleotides long. RefSeq names its product beta-1,3-galactosyltransferase 5-like. Gene Ontology annotation, cellular component: membrane. The transcript is spliced from 2 exons. The coding region runs from base 422 to 1441 and encodes 339 amino acids. The record is from RefSeq and is a predicted model, not a curated record. Lineage: Eukaryota; Metazoa; Chordata; Actinopteri; Spariformes; Sparidae. Gene Ontology annotation, molecular function: N-acetyl-beta-D-glucosaminide beta-(1,3)-galactosyltransferase activity.